Molecule: messenger RNA, 1046 nt
Organism: Phragmites australis (common reed)
Lineage: Eukaryota; Viridiplantae; Streptophyta; Magnoliopsida; Poales; Poaceae
Product: E3 ubiquitin-protein ligase ATL41-like
Exons: 1
Coding region: 414-932 (172 amino acids)
Source: RefSeq, a predicted model, not a curated record
UGUGAGGACACAAGACAGGCAGUUUUCUUGCUCCAGGAACUCGGCUCACAUAAUGGCGUGCCGCUCAACGGUGUGCCAAAACUUCCCCUGAUUCCAUGCGGCAUCUAUGGACGCUCUCACUUGGAAGAUUUGCAAAAAUGCACUUUAGUUGAUUGUGUUUUGAUAAAAUGUUAUCCUGGUCUAUAUAUAUGUCAUGGACACAGUUAGUCCUAUAUUAUACUAGUGAGAGAGGAGUGAUAUUUCUUCGAAGUACUGAUCAACUGGAGUGAAUUUUGACAAUUUCUCCUCUCACUUUGCCUGUCUGCACACUGCGUGCUUCUCCAACUGCUACCUGCCAAAUAUAUAUAGCUCCGUCGUCGAUGGUCAGUGGUCAUCAGAUCGCCGCCGUGUGUGCAUGAUUGAACGCAUCGGCCAUGUGGUUUGCUCGUUGCGACGCCAACGUCCUUCUGGCCGCGGUGACCGCGCUGUCGGCGGCGAUCGCCUUCGUCGCCGCGCUCCACCUCUACAUGCGAUGCCUCCUGCAGCGGCGCCGGCGCGGCCCUGCCGCCGUCGCCGUCAACGCCCACGCGCUGCACCGCCCGCCGGACGGCUACGAGCUCGAGAUCGUCAGCGUCGCCGCCGGCGUGUGCGGCCAGGACGCCGGGCUGGACGCCAAGGCGCUGCGCGCGCUGCCGGUGUUCACGUGGGAGUCCACGGGGGAGGGUGUCUCCGCGGCGGAGCAGUGCGCGGUGUGCCUCGGGGAGAUGGAGCACGGCGAGCUGGGGAGGCUGCUCCCGGCGUGCCGCCACGUGUUCCACGUCGAGUGCAUCGACACGUGGCUCGGGGUGAGCUCGACGUGCCCGGUCUGCAGGAAGUCGGCGGCGGUGGCGGCUCCGGCUGCCGACGUGGUACCCGGUGAGCCAGAGCCCAGAGCUCCUGAAUGUUACUGUUAAAAUGGGUGGUUAGAGCUGCUGAGUGUUGGCCAUGGAAAAUGGUUAAAAUGGGUUGCUGAUGAAUUUGUUUGGCCCCUAUGAUUCACUCUAAUAUAUUCUAUGUAUUGAUAUGUA